AUGAUUGGGAUUAACAUGAUGGGCUUUGUAAGGAGUGUGCUCUCCUUUCUAGGUUUCCUGGCUGCCAUUGACCACGUCUUGGCCCAAAAUGAUGUGAAAAAAAUCAACGCAAAUAAUGUGCCCAUGUUUGGUGCCCCUUAUUAUCAUCACAUACCCUGGAAGGAAUUUCCCGAGGACGAGGGUCUUAUUGCGGACUCCUUCCGGGAGCCCAUUGUCCUGCAGCCAGGUAUUAGCAUCGGUGGUCAAUCGGCAAAAGUAGGAGUUUCAUUGGUGUACCAGCUAACCGCGGGAACAGAUAGUAGUGCACUGUGUCAAAUCAUGGAUUCCAGCGGUGCGGUGGUGUGCUCGAGGACAUUCGACAUGGACUCGCAACAUGAAACAGUGACCAUUUGUGUUACCCCCACGGCGCCAUUUAGUAACUUGGUGGUGCUUUGCACGGUCAGCACCAACAACAUUGGAUGCUUUUCGGAGGACAUGACUGUGCAAGUGGAGCAAAGGGGCGCUGUGGCCAUGAAGGAUUUAUCCACGGGAGACAGAAUCAUGGUGGAACCUGCACGACAUGACCAACCACCAGUGUAUCAGUCUGUCUACGGCUUUGGCCAUUACCACCCUUCUGUUCCCAUGGAAUACCUACAAAUCUACACCUACGACAGUCCAAGGACAGCUCUGGAGUUGUCUGCAAGUCAUCUGAUCUAUGCCAAGGGGCACAGCGAACCUAUUCGUGCUGAUCAACUGCAAAACGGAGAUCUAUUACUUAGAUCGUCUCUUUCUGACCACCAUCGAAGCGACUACAACACUACGGUGCUGUACACCGAGAUUGUGAGAAUUGACCGGGCAAACCGAGACGGCGCCUACUUGCCAUUGACCAGUGCCGGGACGAUUGUUGUGAAUGGGAUAUACACCUCCGCAUACGUAUCGAUAUCGGAGGUGGCGCCAGAUAUCGUAGAACGCUUACCGUGGUUCUCGGCGUCAGAACAGGACUUGUUUCAUUGGUGGCUGGCGCCCUAUCGAAUGGCUUGUCUAUCCAACAACCAACUAUGCCGAGCGGUCACGGCAUUUGAUGAUGAGGGUGUACUUCAGUGGCUCAACUGGGGCAAAGACCUGGCCAAGUUUGGCAAUCGACAAACUCCUUGGGUCCAAGGAGUAGGUUUGUCAGUUACGUUUGCAUGGUUGUUGAUAUGGAUUGUGCUCGAACAAAUCUUCCUUUAUCGUUGGUUGCAAGCAAUCAUGCCGUGGUUGGUACUGGCAAGCUACUAUGCCUGGCAACGAUGCUGCUGUCAAAGUCCAAAGCAAACUGGAAAAUCACUGCGGCAGCAACCGCCAAAGCUAAAGAGCCAGUAA
This is a messenger RNA of Seminavis robusta, 1341 nucleotides long. Lineage: Eukaryota; Bacillariophyta; Bacillariophyceae; Naviculales; Naviculaceae. The record is from the annotation of a GenBank genome assembly.